AUGUCUAUUCCAGUGAAAAUGCCAGCGAUGGCCCUGGCAAAAAGGUUUUCGGCGAGCUUUUCUGAUACGGAAGUCAUUGUCACAGUUGAAGACUGGAGAGACAUACAAGAAAACAUACAUUCCCAAAACUGUGGGCCUAGAUUGUUUUGGGCUGUAAAAUUUGAGUUGAAUGAGUUUUUUCAGCGAAUCUUAUCAUCCAUAAAUGACGAUUCUCAGAAGCGAAUGUUGACUGAAUUGGAUGCUUGCAAGAGGAGUGAUUGUUGCCCUCAGAUGGUGCGGUUUUACGGUGCUAUGUUUCGGGAAGGUGAUGUAUGGAUCUGUAUGGAAGUCAUGGAUACAUCAUUGGAUAAGUUCUACAAGAAGGUUUUCGCCCUUGGUCGUAAAUUGCCGGAACCAUUUAUCGCCAAGGUCACAUUGUCUGUAGUGGAAGGUUUGAAUUUCAUGAAAGAGGAGAUGAACCUUAUCCAUCGGGAUGUAAAGCCGUCAAACAUCUUGUUAAAUCGGCACGGUCAAGUGAAAAUCUGUGAUUUUGGCAUUUCCGGACACCUCACGAACAGUCUUGCCAAGACAGUUGCUGCCGGAUGCAAAUUCUAUAUGCCACCAGAACGGAUUGAAGGUGACAUGAAGGAUUCGUACGACGUCAGGGCAGACGUGUGGAGUCUUGGCAUAACACUGGUCGAAAUAGCUACUGGUAAUUAUCCGUAUCAUACUUGGGUGAAUGUUUUCCAGCAACUUAGUCAGGUUGUCAACGAACCAGCUCCGCGGUUGCCGUCCGACGGCUCAUUCUCCCCCGACUGCCAGUAUUUCGUGAAACGCUGCUUGGAGAAGGAUCCCCGUGAACGCCCGAAAUAUCCCGAACUUAUGGCCAUGCCUUUUCUCAAUAGUGCUAGGGACGAGAAACAGUUCAGCAUGGCAAAGUUCAUCGUCGAGAUCUUGGAGGCUCCGCAACCUCCGCAGUCGUCGAUGAACAAACGCGUAUGAACUGGAGCUUUCAAGAUUAUCUCAUAUUCGAGGCAUUAUUAAUAAUAUAAUAGUGAUGUACAAUUCAGUCUAGGAUCAACAAAUCAAGCAGUAUUCUCUUUCUCGAAUUUCAGUUCGAUUUACAUGAAAUCAUUGUAACAAACUUUUAUGCUGGUUUUUGUUUCUCUUUCUUUCUAUCUCUAUGCGAUUUUUCUCGUUUUUAUGUCGACAUGUAUGCGUUUUAUUUCUAUAUCUAACUCGUCUCUAGUGUAGUUUCUAGUGUUAGUUUGCGAUGAACGCAGUGUUCAUCAUAUCAUUGCUCAUUAGAAGUUUAUCUUCUGGAUGACACUAUCACUGCUGUCAUCUGAAAGACGAAUUUUGUUUUUGUACACGGCCCAUUGCUUCCCAUUCUGUGAUCCACGCAACACCGAGUGUCGAUUGGUGUUGGCGAAACUGCACGCUUUCACCUUAGCCUGAAGAUGAAAAAUUUUAGCCUACUACAUUUUUGAUGUUCUGAACCUGUUUCUUGACGACCUUUUACUUGCAUUUUGCAUGCACCAGCUGUUCAGCAUAAGUUUCACUAGCCAGAGAGUUCUACUAGCUCUUAUCGCAUUCAGUAUUCGUCUGCUGUUCACAUAUAAUAAUUUCCUCCUCCUUUUUGUCUAUAGCACCCUCUAUGCCAUCCGUCUAUGUGUCAUGCAUCUCAGCGACCUUCAUGGUAUCCAAGUUGUGCGGAGUUUCCUUUUAAACCAGCAAGCACACCUGCCGAUACACAUGAGCGUGAUCUUUCCUAUCGUUGUCCUUAGUGCCUAGUUGCCAAGAACGUUGAUUCGAUUGACGUUACAUGCAUCCUUGCUAUCAUAUCUCUUCACUAGUUCUUUUUUCUGUUUCAGAGUUUUAAGACAUAAUCUAUAUCAGAAGGCUAUUCGACACAUUUGUAUAUCAGCAAAUUCAUUAUGCAAAGCUGCAACAGUACAUUUUAUGAUUAAUAAAUAUUUUUUCUAUAGUUUAC
Messenger RNA from Cylicocyclus nassatus, 1972 nucleotides. The record is from the annotation of a GenBank genome assembly. Lineage: Eukaryota; Metazoa; Nematoda; Chromadorea; Rhabditida; Strongylidae.